GGGCAAGCGGCGGAGGCCGGCCUGGCGGCGGCCAUGGACCGCUUCUUGUGGACCAGCGGCCUCUUGGAGAUCAACGAGACCCUGGUGAUCCAGCAGCGCGGAGUGCGCAUUUACGACGGCGAGGAGAAGAUAAAAUUUGAUGCUGGGACCCUCCUUCUUAGUACACACCGACUAAUUUGGAGAGAUCAGAAAAAUCAUGAGUGCUGCAUGGCCAUUCCUCUUUCCCAAAUCGUGUUCAUUGAAGAACAGGCAGCUGGAAUUGGGAAAAGUGCCAAAAUAGUGGUUCAUCUUCACCCAGCUCCACCCAACAAAGAACCCGGUCCAUUCCAGAGCAGUAAGAACUCCUACAUCAAACUCUCUUUCAAAGAACAUGGCCAGAUUGAGUUUUACAGGCGUUUAUCUGAGGAAAUGACACAGAGAAGAUGGGAGAAUAUGCCAGUUUCCCAAUCAUUGCAAACAAAUAGAGGACCCCAGCCAGGAAGAAUAAGGGCUGUAGGAAUUGUAGGCAUUGAAAGGAAAUUGGAAGAAAAAAGGAAAGAAACGGACAAAAACAUUUCUGAGGCCUUUGAAGACCUCAGCAAGCUAAUGGUCAAGGCUAAGGAAAUGGUGGAGUUAUCAAAAUCAAUUGCUAAUAAGAUCAAAGACAAGCAAGGUGACAUCACAGAAGAUGAGACCAUCAGGUUUAAGUCCUAUUUGCUGAGCAUGGGAAUAGCCAACCCAGUUACCAGGGAAACCUGCGGCUCGGGCACACAGUACCACAUGCAGCUGGCCAAGCAGCUGGCUGGGAUGCUGCAGGUGCCGUUAGAGGAACGAGGGGGAAUAAUGUCACUCACGGAGGUGUACUGUUUAGUAAACCGAGCUCGAGGAAUGGAAUUGCUCUCACCAGAAGAUUUAGUGAACGCGUGCAAGAUGCUGGAAGCACUAAAAUUACCUCUCAGGCUCCGAGUUUUUGACAGUGGCGUCAUGGUAAUUGAGCUUCAGAGCCAUAAGGAAGAGGAAAUGGUGGCCUCAGCCUUGGAGACAGUUUCAGAAAAGGGAUCUCUGACAUCAGAAGAGUUUGCUAAGCUGGUGGGAAUGUCUGUCCUCCUGGCUAAGGAAAGGUUGCUUCUUGCAGAGAAGAUGGGCCAUCUUUGCCGAGAUGAUUCAGUGGAAGGCUUGCGUUUUUACCCAAAUUUAUUUAUGACACAGAGCUAAGGGUUUUGUAUUUCAAAUCCUUCUUGUUCACAUACUCGUAUCAUGUAAACGUUGUAGGACAUUGAGCUCAGAGUAAACCCUGAUAAACUGAGAAUUUCUGGAACUUUAUACUAUACUAUACUAUAAAACCCUUUUAAUUUCUCCCUAAAUAUUAUGGUCCAGGAAGUUUACUUCGGAUAAAUAUAGGAAAAUACAGAAAACUGAAGGCUGCUAUGAAUUUGAAAUCAUGCUACUCUCAGUGUUUAACCUGAAAUAUGGUGGAUUUUAACUUGACCCUCCAUUCUGACCUUUUUUUUUUUAAAGAAGGGAGUUUAGUUAAUGGGGGAAGAAAGAAGUUGCAUGUUUGGACAGGUUAGAUCAUUUUUCUGGUGUGACUAAAAUUCACUGAGUUAUAAAUGAAGUUUUUCUCUGCAUCUAAUGUGCCCAUUUGGGGAGGUGGCGUUCAUGACGCAAGUCAUAGCUAGAGUAUAGCUUAAGAACUGACAGCACAGGGACAGAGCAUCAGACUGCGGGACACUGUAUGGGGCUCCUUCCCUAAGGGCUUUUCUUAAGAAGCAGUCAUAAACAUGUCUUCAACAUACACCUUAAAAAAGGAGAAAAUUGUCAUUGACUUACGUAUAUAUAAUCUAACUCGUUCUUUUUUUCACAUGAUGUUUUCAUGGCUGGCAUUUAAAGAAUGUAACUAUCUCAUUUUGUUGAAAAAAAUGCUGUGGAUUUUGAAACUGAAUUAAUGAGCUGUAUAGACACACCCAGGGAUAUGAUUACAAAUUUGGAAAGUAGAGGGCCGAGGAAUUCCCUAGGAUUGUGUGGGCGGAGGGGCCGGGAGAACCUUUAAGUAACUUAACAGGAACCUUGGUGCUCUUUGACCUCGAAAGCCAAGGACAGGAACAAAGAAGGUGGACAAGUAAUUGGUUUCCUUUUCCUUCCUUUAAGGAGUUUCAACAAGACACUUUAAAAAAUCUUUCAUCUUCCAGCAAUACUUUUUUUUCUUUACCCCAUUCGUUAGAAGUUGUGUAGAGAAGCUAUCUCACUGAGAAAUAUUACUGCGAUAACAAAAACUGGCUCAUAUUGAAUGUCGAUUGCUUGAGUUCUAAAGUGGACUGCCUGACUUCCUACAUCAUUGCUCUCCAGCGUAUGGUGUGUUGGCAUUACCUCAAACUCAGGGACCCCACAGGGACAGAAGGAGCCUCCCCUUCUAAAACUGUGUUGAAAAUGGAAAGUAGGUAUGGUUUUCGGCCAAGCCUCCAGAAGGGAUAGUGUCUAUAUUGAGCUAACUGUUGUGACCAGCAGGAAGGGAUACCCCAGCUCACAAGCUGGGAUCCCAUAGAGGUCACUGGGUGAGGUGGAGGCCACUGCCAGAGGCCACGACAGAUGCCCUGUGGGGAAGUUGCAGGGAUCUUCAGCUGCAGACCCAGGGAAUCCCUACCACUGCAGCCGGAUUCGGUCCCCUGAUCCCUGCCUGCAAAAGUGGCUGUCGCUGCUUCUCGUCCUCCAGCGUCACGGGAACGUCUCGGCCAAGGCCUCCUGCCUGUCUUCAUUUUCCAGACCUGUCGUUGAUUCUGCAAUAUGAUGACAGAUCCCCUCAUUUCCUCAUUGCUCAGCCUCAGGUUUGUUUGGAGGGGUAUUCAGUGUCUGGCUGCCCGUGUCGUGCAGGCCAUUGUGUAAACUCGUAUGUAUGGCACUCCUCUUUCUGGGUUGUACUCACACUGCUCUGGCACACGCAUACACGCACACUCAUAUGCACACACACACACACACACACACACACACACACACACUUACACGUAUGAUAUCUCAUCUGGCUAAGGUUUUUAAAAAAUUACAAAGGUAAAUAGUAAUCUGUCUCAGUAGUUGGAGUGAGUUGCAACUAAGAUUGAGCUACUGGAUCUAGCUCUUAAUGAUUUGGAUUCAUUACAGCAGACUCCCAUGGUUCAAUGUAUUUAUUUACAUUAGUGUGACAACACAUUAAAAAAAAAUGGAGCAAUCUAAAUUGUAUAAAGUGAACUAAAGAGGAAGAAAAGUGACAUAUGAAUAUAUUUUGCAAAUGUCACAUUAA
Messenger RNA from Enhydra lutris kenyoni (northern sea otter), 3250 nucleotides. Its product is annotated as vacuolar protein sorting 36 homolog. Gene Ontology annotation, molecular function: ubiquitin binding; phosphatidylinositol-3-phosphate binding. The record is from RefSeq and is a predicted model, not a curated record. The transcript has 14 exons. Lineage: Eukaryota; Metazoa; Chordata; Mammalia; Carnivora; Mustelidae. Gene Ontology annotation, biological process: protein transport to vacuole involved in ubiquitin-dependent protein catabolic process via the multivesicular body sorting pathway. Gene Ontology annotation, cellular component: late endosome membrane; ESCRT II complex. Bases 34 to 1194 code for a protein of 386 amino acids.